This is a messenger RNA of Cricetulus griseus (Chinese hamster), 701 nucleotides long. The record is from RefSeq and is a predicted model, not a curated record. NCBI's taxonomy places the organism in Eukaryota, Metazoa, Chordata, Mammalia, Rodentia, Cricetidae.
GUGAAAGCCCUGCAUGCCUCAGGAGCCAAAGUGGUGGCCGUGACACGCACCAAUGCAGACCUGGUCAGCCUCGCCAAAGAGUGUCCGGGGAUAGAGCCUGUGUGCGUGGACCUGGGUGACUGGGAGGCCACCGAGAAGGCACUGCGCAAUAUUGGCCCCGUGGACCUGCUGGUGAACAAUGCAGGGGUGGCCCUGGUGCAGCCUUUCAUAGAGUCUACCAAGGAGGUGUUUGACAGGUCCUUCAAUGUGAAUGUGCGCUCUGUGUUGCAAGUGUCCCAGGUGGUAGCCAAGGGCAUGAUUAGCCGUGGAGUGGCAGGAUCCAUUGUCAAUAUCUCCAGCAUGGUGGCCUAUGUCACCUUCCCUGGCCUGACCACAUACAGCUCCACAAAAGGUGCACUAACCAUGCUGACCAAAGCCAUGGCCAUGGAACUGGGGCCACACAAGAUCCGGGUGAACUCUGUAAACCCUACUGUGGUGCUGACUGACAUGGGCAAGAAAGUCUCUGCAAACCCAAACUUUGCCAAGAAGCUCAAGCAGCGCCACCCACUGAGGAAGUUUGCAGAGGUGGAGGACGUUGUCAACAGCAUCCUUUUCCUGCUCAGCGACAGCAGCGCCUCGACCACUGGCUCCAGCAUCCUGGUGGACGCUGGUUACCUGGCCUCCUAGACCGCCAGACGCAGUGGACCCCUGGAGGCCUCCCU